Molecule: messenger RNA, 4274 nt
Organism: Nelumbo nucifera (sacred lotus)
Lineage: Eukaryota; Viridiplantae; Streptophyta; Magnoliopsida; Proteales; Nelumbonaceae
Product: filament-like plant protein 4
Source: RefSeq, a predicted model, not a curated record
GGAGCCUUUUGAAAGUUGAAUACUUGUUGUUGUUGCUUCCAGUGACACCCGCUGCUAGUAUUUUAACCCACAACACCCACCACCACCCCACCUCUCUGCUCUCUCUCUCUCUCUUUGUCACCGAAAGAAGAAGAAGGAAGAAGAAGAAUCAAAGAGGAAAUUAUUAAAAAUUGAGAAAAAGUUCAGAGGUUUUCAAGUUCAAAAUCUCCAUCUCUACCACAAACAAGUCUGUCUUUGCAACUAUAGAAUUUGUUCUCCAGAUCUGCCCUGAAGUUUCCAAUUUCUCUUCGUUGUUGUUGUAAUUUGUCUUUGUAAAAGUGCCAUUUCUUCAGGCAAAAUAAUUUGGGUAUGCUAGUGCUAUGAACCUCCAAGUUGCAUGAUUGCUGCAGAUACUGCUGUUUUUGAUGCAUGAGUUCGCUUUCAGUUCCGGUUGCAGGUGAUUCCUAACUCAGGAAUAUUUAGUGCAAGGUUAAAACAGGGGAUGUUGGGAAGUUAAGUCUGGGAACCAGCUGCAACCAGAGAAGAGAAGACUAUAUAAUUUGAAAUGGAUCGUCGUGGUUGGCCUUGGAAGAAAAAAUCAUCAGACAAGACUGAAAAAACAGCAAUUGUUUCAGAUUCUGCUGGUGCUUCAGUUGGAUCUCAAGUGGAGCAGGAUAAUCCAAAGAAAGUAAACUAUGUUCAACUUUCUGUGGAGUCAUAUACUCAUCUGACUGGAUUGGAGGAUCAAAUUAAGAUGAUGGAAGAUCAAGCUAAGGUGAUGGAGGAUCAAAUUAAGGUAUUGAAUGAGAAGCUGUCAUCAGCCCAAUCAGAGAUGACUACCAAGGACAAUCUGGUCAAGCAGCAUGCCAAAGUUGCUGAAGAAGCUGUCUCAGGCUGGGAAAAGGCUGAAGCUGAAGCUUUGGCUUUAAAACAUCAACUUGAGUCUGUUACACUUCUCAAGCUUACUGCUGAAGAUAAAGCAACCCAUCUGGAUGGUGCUCUAAAAGAGUGCAUGAGGCAGAUAAGAAAUUUGAAGGAAGAACAUGAGCAGAAAUUACAUGAGGUUGUUCUUACCAAAACAAAGCUAUGGGACAAGAUCAAACAUGACCUUGAAACAAAGAUCUCUGAUUUAGAGCAAGAACUCCUUAGGUCCUCUGCUGAGAAUGCUGCAAUUUCAAGGUCACUGCAGGAGCGUUCCAACAUGCUAAUGAAGAUCAGUGAGGAAAAGUCUCAAGCAGAGGCUGAGAUCGAACUUUUAAAUGCCAACAUACAGUCAUGUGAAAAAGAGAUAAGUUCUCUUAAGUAUGAGCUCCAUAUAGUUUCCAAGGAGCUCGAAAUCCGGAAUGAAGAAAAGAACAUGAGUGUAAGAUCUGCAGAGGUAGCUAACAAGCAACAUUUAGAGGGUGUCAAGAAAAUUGCCAAGCUAGAAGCAGAGUGUCAAAGAUUACGUGGCCUUGUUCGAAAGAAGUUGCCUGGGCCUGCUGCAUUGGCCCAGAUGAAGAUGGAAGUGGAGAAUUUAGGUCGAGACCAUGGUGAAACUAGAUUACGGAGAUCUCCCGCAAAGAGUCCUAGUCAGCUGUCUGAAUUUUCCCUUGACAAUGUUCAUCAAUCCCAUAAGGAGACUGAGUUUCUUACAGCACGUUUGCUGGCAAUGGAGGAAGAGACAAAGAUGCUGAAAGAAGCUUUGGCCAAGCGUAACAGUGAACUGCAAGAUUCAAGAAACAUGUAUGCUAAAACAGCUAGCCGGCUUCGAAGCUUAGAAGUGCAGAUGCAGAUGGCAUACCAACCAAAAUCUAAUGCUGAGAUGCCUACUGAACGCUCCUCAAGUCAAAAUGCAAGCACUCCUCCUAGUUUGACUUCCAUGUCUGAAGAUGGACUCGAUGAGGAUGCAAGUUGUGCUGAGUCUUGGGCUACGGCAUUGAUCUCGGAACUCUCUCAUUUCAAGAAAGAAAGGAAUAUUGACAAAACUAACAAGGCCGAAAAUACUAACCACUUGGAGCUUAUGGAUGACUUUCUGGAGAUGGAGAGAUUAGCAUGUUUAUCCACUGAAUCCAAUGGGAGCAUAUCUGUUUCAAAUGGUUUAACCGAUAAGAUAGCUGAAAAUACAGAGGUUAAUGCUUUAGUUGAUAGUGUUAAAGGUGGGGAUAUCACUGCAGAACAACAUACUGGUUUUGAUCCAUCAGGAGAUCAGGUUUCUUCUAAUGUGGAAUUGUCAGCCCCAGAAGUUGAGCCUACUGCUACUCAAGUACCAUUUUCACAACUCCAAUCAAGAAUUUUAAUGAUACUUGAGUCUCAAGAUAAGGAUGCAAAUGUUGAGAAGAUUUUAGAGGGUAUCAAGCAUGUUGUGCAAGAUAUACAAGAUACACUCUCUCAGCAAUCUCUAAGUAGUACUUUGCCGGAAUCUCUUUCUGCAGAUUCUAUUUGCAACAAGGAGGUAUCGCCUCAAGAUAUUGGGGAAAGCAUGGAGAGUGAGAUUUCUUUAACUGAAGAGAAAGAACCAGGCCAAGAUAAUGAGAAUGCCAUAGACCAAGAAUUGGUAAUUGCUGUUUCUCACAUUCAUGAUUUUGUAACAUCACUGGGAAAAGAGGCUAUGGGCUUGCAGGACCCAUCUCCUGAUGGACAAGGGUUAUGCCAAAAAAUUGAGGAGUUCUCUUCCUCUGUCAACAAAGUCCUAUGCAAUAAAAUGAGUUUGGUGAACUUUGUUCUCCAUCUUUCUCAUGUUUUGGCCAAGGCUAGUGAACUUAGCUUUAAUGUCCUGGGUUAUAAAGGAAAUGAAGGGGAAAACAACAGCUCUGAUUGCAUAGACAAGGUAACUUUAUUAGAAAACAAGGUAAUUCAAGAUGACACAGUAAAAGAGAGAAUUCUUAGUGGUUGCACUCACAUUCCUCAUUCUACUUCCGAUCCUGAGGUUCUUCAAGAAGAAAGUUUUGGUCCAGGCUUUGGAUUGAGUUCUACGUCAUGCAAAUUUUCUUUUGAGGAGUUGGAACAAUUGAAAUUAGAGAAUGACAAUAUGAGAAGGGAUCUUCAAAGGUGUACUGAAAAUCUGGAACAUACAAAGUUUCAGUUGCAGGAAACAGAACAACUCCUAGCUGAACUUAAAUCACAAUUGGCAUCUUCACAGAAAAUGAACAGCUUGGCAGAUACUCAGUUGAAAUGUAUGGCUGAAUCUUACAAGUCACUGGAAACUCGUGCAGGGGACUUGGAAGCCGAAGUCAUUUUUCUGCGUGCAAAAGCAGAAAAUUUAGAUAAUGAGCUUCAACAGGAAAAGAGGAAUCAUCAAGAUGCUUUGGUCAAAUGCAAGGAUCUUGAAGAACAAUUACAAAGGAAUGACAACUGCUCGAAGUGUUCUUCAACCUCUGCUGUUGAUAUUGACCUCAAGACAAAACAGGAGAGAGAGAUAGCAGCUGCAGCAGAGAAGCUAGCAGAGUGUCAGGAGACUAUAUUUCUUCUAGGCAGGCAGUUGAAAGCUUUGAGACCUCCAGUGGAGUUUGCAGGUUCUCCAUACAAUGAGAUGCAUCAAAUGGAUGAAGGUUUCAUGGAAGAUGAACCGCGUUCAAGUUUCUCGAACCCACAAGGCAUGGGAAUUUCGCAAGACUUGGAUCAAGCUGAGAUGGGAACUUCUGUUUCUAACAUGAACAGAAUGGGUGGAGAGUCUCCCUCAGAAACAUAUAACUCAAUACUUGGUUCAUCUGACACUGAAGUUAACCUGCUCUUGAGAUCACCAGUAAACUCCAAGCAUCCAAAACACAGCCACAACAGCUCAGUCUCCUCUUCUUCCUCAUCAACCCCUACCCCAGAGAAACAUUCACGUGGAUUCAGCAGGUUCUUUUCUUCAAAACAAAAGAACACCCAUUAGUUGAAUGUCAGCUUUUCUCAUGGAAAAUACAGCUAUGCACUUUUCUGGCUGGGGAUUUGGACUGCCUCCAAGGAGCCCAAAUUCAAAAUUGUCAGAAAAAGGGAACUGAUGUUUCAACCUGGUCCGGUCUGAGUUUUGGUCCCUUACAAGCAGAUACACAGAACUGGACAAGCGGGCAAAAGGUAGUCAAAUUUUGCUAGAGCGUAAGAUGCCAUUAGACACGACGGUUCCAAUAUUCCAGUGAUCUUUUGGAUGCUUGUUAAGUUUCACGUUGAACGAUCAUAAAAAUGAAAUAGAUACCAUUGGAUGAUAAAUCAGCUAUGAUGUAGUUAUAUUUAUUUGAGCGAUGUAAAGAUUACUUGCGUGUAAAGCUUUCCAAUAACUUUUCCUGUACUAAUCCUUUACAGUAUUAAAGUCAGGUUUUAAGACCCUAUAAUCA